Trachemys scripta elegans is the source of this 1723-nucleotide messenger RNA. RefSeq names its product THO complex 3 (gene THOC3). The coding region runs from base 55 to 1026 and encodes 323 amino acids. Gene Ontology annotation, cellular component: THO complex part of transcription export complex. Gene Ontology annotation, biological process: mRNA export from nucleus. The transcript is spliced from 6 exons. The record is from RefSeq and is a predicted model, not a curated record. Gene Ontology annotation, molecular function: protein binding. Lineage: Eukaryota; Metazoa; Chordata; Testudines; Emydidae.
GCCCUUGGGCCUCUGCCCCGGAAGUGGUCGCCGGGCCCCGGCCGCCCGGUUGCCAUGGCGCUCUCCCCGUACGUGCUCGCCAUGCAGGAGCUGUUCCGGGCCAACACGCGGAGCCGCGAGUUCCCGGCGCACGGGGCCAAGGUGCACUCGGUGGCGUGGAGCUGCUGCGGCCGCCGGCUCGCCUCGGGCUCCUUCGACAAGACGGCGAGUGUCUUCGUGCUGGAGAAGGACCGGCUGGUGAAGGAGAACAAUUACCGUGGCCAUGGGGACAGCGUGGAUCAGCUGUGCUGGCACCCGAGUAACCCAGACCUCUUUGUUACUGCAUCUGGAGACAAAACCAUCCGUAUUUGGGACGUCCGCACCACUAAGUGCAUCGCUACUGUGAACACCAAAGGAGAGAACAUUAAUAUCUGCUGGAGUCCUGAUGGCCAGACCAUUGCGGUGGGGAAUAAGGAUGAUGUGGUCACUUUCAUCGAUGCCAAAACACACCGCUCCAAAGCCGAGGAGCAGUUUAAAUUUGAGGUGAAUGAGAUUUCCUGGAACAAUGAUAACAACAUGUUCUUCCUCACCAAUGGCAAUGGCUGCAUCAACAUCCUCAGCUAUCCAGAGCUGAAGCCCAUUCAGUCUAUCAAUGCUCACCCGUCAAACUGCAUCUGCAUCAAGUUUGACCCCAUGGGGAAGUACUUUGCCACAGGAAGCGCAGAUGCUCUGGUCAGCCUGUGGGAUGUGGAUGAGCUGGUGUGUGUGAGGUGCUUCUCCAGGCUGGACUGGCCCGUGAGAACCUUGAGCUUUAGCCAUGAUGGGAAGAUGCUGGCGUCCGCGUCUGAGGAUCACUUCAUCGACAUUGCUGAGGUGGAGACAGGGGAGAAGCUGUGGGAGGUGCAGUGCGAGUCCCCCACCUUCACAGUGGCCUGGCACCCAAAGAGGCCUUUGCUGGCCUUCGCCUGUGAUGACAAAGAUGGCAAAUAUGACAGCAGCCGGGAAGCAGGCACCGUCAAGCUCUUCGGCCUCCCCAAUGACGCAUAAUGGGUGCCCAGUGAGCCCUGGGCUAGGGCCUGGGAAGGGGCAGGGAGGUGGAGCUCGUCCCCGGCCAUGUUCUGCACUGCCAAAGCACUUCCCUCGUCCUCUGGCGGCCACUCCCUGGGCUCGGCUUCCUCACUCCUGGCAGUGCUGUGGCCUCAGCUCAUCUGCCAGCGGCCCCUGCCCUCAGGAGCCUUUGUACACCGCAGCUGCUGGCCUGGCUAGAACACGGGGGCUGCCGCCGGAGUCCCUCACCCAGCUCAGGGCUGCCUCUCUCCCUCCCCGCAAGGAGGCGGAGGGCCUUGUUCACAAGUCUGGUGCCCAGAAAGGGGCAGUCACCAGAAUCUGACCGCUCAGGACAGCCUCUGUGGGGGAAGGAGCCUGCCCUGCGGCCAUCCCAGUAGGACUCAGCCGGAGGCAGCUGCGAGCCUCCUAUUGCCAGAACUGUUUGUUGCUAAGUUGCAUGGGUUGUCCCCUUCCUAUCCCGCCCCCAAUGGUGUGGCCAAUUCCCCUGCAGGCUGGGAAUCGCCUGGAGGCCCCAGCACAUCCCUCCCCUUUGGAAAAGGGUUUUGUGUUAGGCUGUCACCUUGUCCCGUCGCUGCGGGUGCGAGUGGCAGGGUGGGCGGGGUGACCUGGGGGGGCUCUUUUUGUAUGACUUUUUGUAAUUUUGAUAAGUCUCUGUCAGUAAAGGAAGUAAGGCCUG